CUCCAUCCCGCUGCACUUAGUCGUUGGGCAUACAGCUUGCCCAUGUCUCCCAUUCCGAUGAUGCCAAUGCUGGCAUUUUCCCUUGUGAGAACCAUCCUGAUGUACUGCAGACCGGCUGCGAGCAAUGCAGUCAAAUCAAAUUGCUUGAUGUCGAAUGAAGACAACACUGGUCUAGGAGAAGCAAGGGAAAGAAAUUUUCUUAAAUAGACGCUGACAGUCAGCACUCACCGCUCCGGCCCGACUCCAGCUUCCGUUCUGCCGGAUAUACUCCCUCGCUUGAGAAUCCCUCCCGCCUUUGAACAACCAAUCAGAGGCGGUGAACCCCGUCUAGGGCACACACCCACUUUUCUAUCCAACUUUCUUUUGAGUCUGUUGUUCUUCUUCCUCUUCUCUUCUUUCCAUAUUCCAUCCCACAACCGACAAUCGCAAUGCCUCCCAAGAAGACCCCCGGCGCCGGCGCCGCCGCCAAGGAGAAUGUCACUCUCGGUCCUUUGGCCGGUGAUGGCAAGCUCGUUUUCGGUGUUGCCCGUAUCUUUGCCUCUUUCAACGACACCUUCGUCCACGUUACCGAUCUGAGUGGUCGCGAAACCAUCUCCCGUGUCACCGGUGGUAUGAAGGUCAAGGCUGACCGUGACGAGUCCUCCCCCUACGCCGCCAUGUUGGCCGCCCAGGACGUUGCUACCCGCUGCAAGGAGCUCGGUAUCAACGCUCUGCACGUCAAGAUCCGCGCCACUGGUGGUACCGGCACCAAGACCCCCGGUCCCGGUGCUCAGUCCGCCCUCCGUGCCCUCGCCCGUUCCGGCAUGAGAAUCGGCCGUAUCGAGGACGUCACCCCCAUUCCUUCCGACUCUACUCGUCGCAAGGGUGGUCGCCGUGGUCGUCGUCUGUAAGCAUGUGCGGGGCUGUCUUCCAACUUGUUCGGUUGGUUAUUACAGUGGGCACGUGCCUUUUGCGGAUGUGGAUGGAAUAAACGCGGAGAACGGCUUUUUCGCCUGGUCUUCAAUUCCUUGUCCGAAAAUAAAAUCUCAGUUAGCGUAUCAAUGUUAUGCUGGGGAAUU
Molecule: messenger RNA, 1058 nt
Organism: Aspergillus glaucus CBS 516.65
Lineage: Eukaryota; Fungi; Ascomycota; Eurotiomycetes; Eurotiales; Aspergillaceae
Product: 40S ribosomal protein uS11
Exons: 3
Coding region: 429-890 (153 amino acids)
Biological process (GO): ribosomal small subunit assembly; maturation of SSU-rRNA from tricistronic rRNA transcript (SSU-rRNA, 5.8S rRNA, LSU-rRNA); translation
Cellular component (GO): ribosome; cytosolic small ribosomal subunit
Molecular function (GO): small ribosomal subunit rRNA binding; structural constituent of ribosome; mRNA 5'-UTR binding
Source: RefSeq, a predicted model, not a curated record